This is a messenger RNA of Linum trigynum, 4312 nucleotides long. The record is from the annotation of a GenBank genome assembly. Lineage: Eukaryota; Viridiplantae; Streptophyta; Magnoliopsida; Malpighiales; Linaceae.
CUCGCUAAGUACAUACUCCAAUUCAAUUAAUAAACAACAAUUAUUCUCCCCAAAAGGUAUUACAGGAACAAAAUAUAGCAGAUAACUAUAAGAAAAAAGAAGAUUAAGCAUAUGUUGUGCCACAUGACUAAUAUAGUAAUGACUAAUAAUAACACCAAAAGAGAAAGGGACCCAAUUGGGAGGUUAACUUAGACUAAUCUCCUUGGGUUUAAAAUAUAAGGCGUGUCUCACAACGGCGAUGACGCAAGACCUUGGCAUCAUUAACCUCCGCCAAAUCCUCUUAUAGAUCCCCCCAAUCCUCCAUUAUCUCCCACUAGCGCGGCAAAUGAGCCGAGUCGAGUUUUAUCCCAAUUUGAGCUUGGCUCCUUAAUAAACGAAUCGAGCUCAGCUCGUUUAUUAACGAGUCGAGUCGAGCUUAAGCUAGCUUGUUUAUUAAAAUCGUAACUUUUAUUUGGUACUUCAUUUUGUAUAUCAUGAUACAUAGGAUUUAUUUUGUUAGUUAAUCUCAUCUUAUACUUUAUACUUUGUUGGUAUCAUAUAUCGUUUAGUUAAUAAAUUUUAACUACUCCAAAUCAUGUUAUUUCAUUCUAUCGAAGAAAUCUAUGAUGCAUAAUUUCUUUUUAAAGUAGAAAAUAAGAUAUAUUUGCUCACAUACUCAACGUGCAAAACUGUAUAUAUGGUGAGAUAUAUAAAUUAACAACCAUAUGAAUUAAAAUUAUAAGAUAUAGAUUGAUUCGUCCAUAAGUUGGUAAUCGAGUUGACUCUCUAGCCACAUGUUAAGACAUGUCAUGAGCUCUAAACGAGCCAGCUCAAGAGUUUAGAUCAACAAGCCACCGAGUCGAGCUAGCUUGCGAGCUUCACGAGCUUAACAAAGGUGAGCUCGUGUUCGGCUCGUUUAUUAACGAGCCGUGUUUCGAACGAGCUUUUCUCGAGUCGAACGUCGAGCCGCUCGCGAGCAGCUCGGCUCAUUUGCAGCCCUAUCUCUCACUCAUUACCAAGGUUGUUAACCACGGUCGACCCAUGGGUUUGAUCCGAAUUCGGUGGGGGGGGGGGGGGGGAAUGGGCGCGCCGCACGCGUUCGUUUUAGAUUUCUCUCUAAUUCGUUGAACCUGGUUCAGCAGGUCAAAAUCAAUCGAACUCGACAAAAAACGAUCAAUGAACUUUCAUUCCAUCAUACCAAUUUGCUUGAUUUUCACAAGUUGUUCCACGGGUACAUGUACAAACUAUUAUUUUGAACGUAAACGUUAUAUGUUAUCACUCAUAUGUUCAAUGAGAUUUCAGAGUUGAAUGUAAUUUAUAUACGUAUGAACAACCCAAUGACUUUUUUUUUCUAGUGUAUAUUCAAGUCAAACCGAGUUAAAAUGAUCGAACCAUUAACCCUUCACCCACCCCCAAUGAAUUUGACAACCUUGCCCACUACCAACACUGACUUUACACUAUUCCAAUUUGGAACCUUCCUUCCUUCCUUUGCCAUUUUCAGAUAAUUGUUCCUUCCUUCUUUCCUUCCCCAUCAUUGAGCUCGAAUCGAUUACUUUAAUCCAUUGUCACCUCCACAAUAUUAUAACAUAAACACACCACCUCCUGCAAGAAAAAAUGCAUAACAUGUGUGGAAAAACCAGAAGCUUCCCAGUUCCCAGGAUACACACAGAGAGAGCAAUCACCUGCAAAUAUAUAUAUGAACCCCAAGAACUCUGCAUUUCACCUUUCAACAGCUCUCCCCUUCCAUCUCUCAAAAAUCUUCCUCCCACAAAAUUACCCAACAAUGUACCCACAUCACAAUCUACACGGCGCGACCACCUGGGACUCCAAUUUGACCCUGGUUGACUGGAUGUUUCCCCAGCCGGAGACAACCUCGCCGGCCAGCUCCACCUUUCAUCCGCUGCAGCCGGAAAGCGGCGGCUGGGGCGAGCUGCCGCUGAAGCCGGAGACCAGCGCCGAGGACACGAUCAUCUACGGCGCGCUGAGCGAAGCCGCUCAAUUCGGCUGGAGCUGGAAUUAUUCCCCCUCCCCGCCAAACGCCGUCGUAAAAGAAGAAACGGUGGUCGUUUCGGUUCCCUCCUCGGCUGACAACACCGACCCGCAAACGGCGCCGUUUAAGAAGAGGGAGAAGAAGAUGCUGUACCGGGGAGUGAGGCGGCGGCCGUGGGGGAAGUACGCGGCGGAGAUACGGGACCCGAACAAGAACGGAGCCAGGCUGUGGCUGGGGACCUACGACGCGCCCGAGGGAGCGGCGCUGGCGUACGAUCGGGCGGCGUACCGGAUCCGCGGCGCCAAGGCGAAGCUCAAUUUCCCGCACCUGGUUGGGACCAGUGGGUGGGAGCUGGGUCGGGUGGUGGCCGGAUCUGGGUCGGGUAAGCGGCGGGUGGGAGGUGCUGAUUCGGAGGUGGAAACGACGCCGCCGUCGGAUGUGGGGAGUGAAGGGUACGGGAUGCCGCCGGCGGCGGCGGCGGCGGGGGUGGCGAGUAGCCGGACGAUUGAGUUCGGCGGGAGGAGUGACGAUUUCUCGGUUUUGAUGGGUUCCUGGAUGGUUAACAGCCAGAGUUUUGUCGAUUAGGAUGUUUUGUGGUUUUUUUUUUUAAUGUUCUGCGUUUGCAAUUUUUACUUUGACGGGUUUAAGAGUGUUGUAUUAGAAGCAAUGUACACUAUUUUUCUUUGCAUCGCGUCGAACGUUGAUGCAUGUCAAGUUUGAAAAAGGAAAUGUGACGAACAAGUAUGACAAGUUUGAACAACAAAACUCGAGAUGAAUAACAUCUCAGACGAGGUUGAUUGGAGAUGACUGACUCUCUCUUUGAACAACCUGAUGAUGGAGACGGUUGAUUGCUUCUUCUUGAACUUCGUGACGAAGACGGUUGAUUGCGUCUCUUGAACGACCUGACGGAGACGAUUGACUGCGUCUUCUUGAACUUCGUAACGAAGACGGUUGAUUGCAUCUCUUGAACGACCUGACGGGGACGGUUGACUACAUAUCUUGAACUCACUUGAUACAUCGCGAUCGACUUUAUGACUGAGCUAGUCGACCAACGUAUGUUGACUCCCUAUUCUCCCCCUCAAGCUGGAGCGUGAACGAUGGGCAUGCCCAGCUUGAAAAGUUAGAAUGGUGAGGACGCAAAGUUGACCAAUUCUGAACGCGGAGGGGACGAUCGCUUCCUUGAUUGUGACUGCCUCGCACCUUGAGAAGAAUCAUACGUUCCUAACAAAGCCUAGGGAAAGAAAAUACCUUUCUCCAUCAAUGCACAAAACUUGAUCUUCUUUCAUUGGCGGCUUUGUGAUCUUUAUGAAGAUGGCAGGACUACAACGGUAACAAAACUGCGUGACAUGUGAAGAUUGAACAAGUUCCACGAACACAAGGCAGGGGAACGAUGACAACUUAAAGGAAGAGUUGCUGCGGACGAAGAAAUGGCGGAAGGGAACUGAGACAAAGGCGUCUCCUGGUUCGUGGGCCUUGGGAGGAGACCGUCGAGCUCAUCAAGGCCUACCACGACAAGUGGUUCGCCGUCAACCGUGGCAAUCUUUUGGCUGCCAAAUGGGACGCCGCCACCGUCGCGGUGGCCGACUCCCCAACCCCUUCCGAACCUCCCAAAUCCGCCGUCCAGUGCCGACACAAGAUCGAGAAGAUACGGAAGCGGUACCACGCCGAGAAGCAGCGGUGCGUCAAUUUCCCAGGUCAGUUCUUUUCUUCCUGGGACCUGUUCCCUCUCUUGGAUGUCACAUCAUUAUUUAACGGUCUAGUCAGCUGUCCUGUUUGCCACGUCAUAAAAAACCGACAGAGUCUGACGGCCAGCGACUAACGGUGAAAUGAAUCAUAAAGUUGGUGGUGAAUAUGAAAGAAAAGUAAUUCGAGUGAUAAACGUUAAAAAUUUAUAUAAUUUGAGUGACCAAACGUGUAAUUUAGCCGGAAAAGAAAGAAUCAGAAAGAUGUUGCCAUAUGGGCCGGAUCUUGGUAGGAAGAGCCUCCGUUCGGCCAAAAAAUGUAUUGGGCCUAACUAGCUUUAAGCCCGGUUGGCCGGUUGGGUCCCAUUUAAUUAUCUUUUUUAUAAUAAAAAAAUUAUCCACUUUGAGCCAACCAAAAAAGAAAAAAUUACCACUAUCCAUCUAUACUGAUUAAUUAUCAUCAUACUUCAACUAUUUUGUGUACAUUUUUCAAGAUAUACUUGUGAUAUUUCAUGUAGCCAACAAUAAGUUUAUGUAAUAAAUAAUUUUAUGUUUUAUGAGAGAUUAACUUGUAUGUAUCAGGCAAUUUAUCAAUUAUACACUCAAUAAUUUUUAAAUAAUGUUUAGUCAUUGACGUAUGAAAUACACGUUUCAAAGUGAA